GGGGCGUGUGCGGUCGAUUGGCGCCCAGGACACCGGUGCGGAGGCGGCGCCUCGCCAUACUCGUUGUGCACAGCAACGCGGCGAGCUGGGCGCUAGCAGCUUCGGCUCAGAUUUCUGAAGCCAGUUGGAGUAAAGGAAACCCAUCCCAUCUCACCGCAAGGAAGGCACCUUUUCUGACCAUGUCUACCAUAGCCAUUGCUGAACCAGAUGGGGAUGAGCGGGACAGGCGCACCAGCAAGCUCGUUUUCUUCCUCUUUGUCUUUGGUGCUGUCCUGUUGUGUGUGGGACUCCUGCUCUCCAUCUUUGGGUACCAGGCCUGCCAAUACGAACCUCUCCCAGACUGCAGCAUGGUGUUGAAGGUUGCUGGGCCCUCAUGUGCAGUGGUUGGGCUCGGUGCUGUGAUACUGGCCCGCUCCCGGGCACGACUUCAGCUACUGGUGGGAAGGCGGCGAGGCAACCAGGUCGACUCUAACCAAGCUUUCCUCUGUGGAGAGAGCCGCCAGUUUGCCCAGUGCCUGAUCUUUGGGUUUCUGUUCUUGACAAGUGGCUUGCUCAUUAGCAUCCUGGGCAUUUGGGUCCCUGGAUGUAGCUCAGACUGGGCACAGGACCCACUGAAUGAGACGGACACUACCAACACAGAGUCCCAGAUCUGUGGGUUCCUUUCCCUGCAGAUCAUGGGGCCGUUGAUUGUGCUCAUGGGAUUGUGUUUCUUUGUGGUUGCCCAUGUUAAGAAGAAAAACAACUUGAGUGUGAGCCAGGAUGCCUCUGAGAGCGAAGAGGGACAUGUCCCCAGCACAGAGCCUGUCCACGUCACUGUGGGUGACUCAGUGAUAAUAUUCCCACCCCCGCCGCCACCGUACUUUCCCGAGUCUUCCACAUCUGCAGGAAGCCAAAGUCCUGGGGCCAACAGUUUGCUUCCCACCGACAGCCCUCCUCCUUAUUUCAGCCUUUUCAGCCAUGGGACCUUAGCCCCUGAGAACCGGGACGGGGCCAGUGAGCAAGAGCACGAAUUUAUAUACACCAUUUCUGGGACUCACUCGCCUCCUGAGAUCUCACACACUCCACGAGUCUCUUUGGAAUUGCCCCCGAGAUAUGAAGAGAAAGAAACUCCCACAGCCACAUUUUUGUCUCCACCUUCUGGGCCUUCUGCACCAUGAACUUUGGACUCCAGGGCAGUUUUAUAUAUCAUGGGACACUAUUUUAUUUAACUUGUUUUUUAAUAAAAAAUAAAUUUGACCACUUUGGCUGUGUUCCCAUU
Molecule: messenger RNA, 1258 nt
Organism: Fukomys damarensis (Damara mole-rat)
Lineage: Eukaryota; Metazoa; Chordata; Mammalia; Rodentia; Bathyergidae
Gene: Tmem171
Product: transmembrane protein 171
Exons: 4
Coding region: 180-1157 (325 amino acids)
Source: RefSeq, a predicted model, not a curated record